AGCUCGCAGUCGUUAAGUUGCCGCUGAGGGGAUAGGAGUUCGUUCCGCGUCUGGCCCGCUCCACUGCGACAAGCGUGUCCACGGAACCCACCGAGAUAGAGCCUCUGGAGACUUCAGUCGCCAUAAUCGUAAACGUAAUAAGGAGGACGCACACAAAAACAAUAAUACUCGAUAACAAUUCGGCGAGAAGUCUCGGUUACUAUAAUAAACAAAAACAAAACGAAAAGGUCCUCUUGUAUGACGUUAAGAGUUUGUCUACCUCUCUCCCCUCCUACAACCACUACCAGUUCCCCUCCAAGAAGUCUGUGUUAGGCUAAGGUGGAGUGGAUAGGUAAAAGUGACGUGUUGGGCAAGGCCUACAGCAGUUAACAAUCGUUGCCGUGGUGAGGAGCAACGCUAAGUGAACUUUGUACAAGGAAGGCCUCGCCACGCGGUUGCGAGCCUCCAGUGGAGUUAACGAAGUAACUAGUGCAGACGGAACUGACGGGGACGCUUCCGUAUACUUAUUCGACUUUAAAAUCCGUCACAAACCAAGUAAUUUCUGAUUACUUUGUAUUCUGUAAUGUUCAACUUUAUGUUUCAAGAUAGAAUUCGAAAAUGUUAAAUGGCAAAGAUGUUUUUAAACGUAUCGAACACAGUGAAUGAUGUUUUGAUCGAUUAAUAUCGUGUUCGUCGCUAAAUGACCCGCUUUUACAUUACGCUUCGAGUGAUGUGUGUACGUAAAUUAGCGGAGUUUGAAGACAAAGACGCCGAGAAGUGUUCCGUGUUGAAGAUAUGUUAGAUGCUAUUGUCCCGUGGCAGAUUUUUGGAAAAUUACCGAGUCACGUAGUGUUCUUUUUUUUACGAAACCAGCCGCCCAUGUUUUUGUUUUAAAUAAAUCAAGCUGUGCGUGGUUAUCUUCAUUCGUGAAAUUAAUUUAAAAUAAUGUGCAAGAAUUCGAGUAACCACUCCAAAAAUAAAAUAGAAUAAUUUAAUUUCACUGCAAACGUUAACUAAUCGCAAAAUUAUCUUCUACUUAGGAAUCGUGAGUGCAAAGAAAACGAUUUACGUAGAACACGGUAAAUGUUUCGGACACGACCGGCCGAUUUCAUAAAACAGAAACCGGUAUCACGCAAGUCACGUAUAUUUACCGAGAGAACACGUUACAUAGCACAAAUUUGUUUCCUUGGAGUCUGAUUGUGCUCACUGAUAACCAUAACAAUUCAAGUUCGUUUGAAGACCGCGGUCUCACAAAUGCGCAUUUCCUGCCCGACUGCUGACAACCGCUACUGUCAGCUUAACUUUAUUACUGGGGCCAGAGUAGCGAUUUUGAUAUUAUCUUCAUAAUUUUCAAACACUAAUAAUAAAUCAAGAUUUUAUUUGAGAAGUCUUAAAUUAUAAUUUUAAACCUUCAUUAAUAUAUAACAAAUUUAUAUGUUUCAUGAUCACCGGCAAUUUUAAAGUAAUUAGAAAAUACUUGGGUUUAUAAUUACAGCAAGUUCACAGCAAAUUCCGUUUCACUUUCUUUCCCGCCACUGAAAACAGAGCGCGCCUGGAGCAAGUGUUAAGCAGGUUCAAGGAGAAAAACAAAACAGUUUCUUUUUGUGUUAUCGGACAAGACACGGCGUCCCUUCAGUCCCGUCUCUCCGCACAUUCUGUGACAGUGAAAGUUGCGAUAAUAUAUUUGUCUCUAAAAUCCGCUCUUUCUGAACCAACAGUGCAACAGCUCCGGUGCUUUGUCUUUCUCUCCAACAUCAUGACGCCUGAAGGCCACGCAACCACAUCCAAGGCUUACUUCUCCUUUUUUCACCUGGAAGUGAAUGUUCACUUGCUGGUGUAGGGAAUCAAGAAACCGGGUAGAAAGGUCGCACUGGGUGAGGAACGUCUUAAAAAAGAGCUCGCGAGAACCCGUUAAUCCCCCCUCUCCGGGUACUGUCCUUCAGUGCGUCAGGAAGAGAAGGGUUCUAGGAAUAGUGAAGUGUUAACUGUGAAUUCAGCGAACGUGCGAAGUGUUGCGUGUCGGAUGCUGAAGAAAUUCAUAGGUAUAAGGCUUGACUCACCACAGGGUUUCUGGUCAGUGGGCGCGGGUAGUCCCGGGGGGAUAGCACUGAUGAAGCACGGUUGGAGUAUGGCUCCUGACUUGAAUGAGACCGAGUCGCUGUUCUCGGAGUUCUCCAGUCACGAUCACGGCGACUCUCCGCUUAAUGACAGCACCGUCGCACUGAAAAUGACGGCUGCGGGAUCAGAGUUGCUUGUCGCUAAAAUUGUAGCGAUGAUAGUCCUUGGUUUCUGCUCUUUCUGCCUUGGCAUUCUGCCCGUGAAACUUGCGAAGUGGUUAAAAUGGAACAAAGAACCGACGUCGACGGCGAAAUCUUCACCGCAGCCCUUCGUCAUAUCUCUGCUGCUGUGUUUCGGCGGCGGCGUCUUGCUGUACACGACCUUCAUGCAUCUGCAGCCGGAAGUGAGGGAAGGAAUACAGGAGCUACAAAACACUGGCGAGCUACCAGAGUUCCGGCACGGUCUCCACUUCGCCGAACUCAUCUUCUGUGUCGGCUUCUUCUUCGUGUACCUCGUCGAAGAACUCGUACACGCCGUUCUUGACCGCCGACCACACGAGCACGAGGAUGAGGCUGUCCUUCACCGCACCAUGAGUUUGCGCCGAUGUUCGCGUCACCCGACACACAGCGGGGCUGACGGUGGAGAUGGCACGGGGACUUUGAUACCCAGAGUCAGCCUCAACAACUCUUCAGCUGCUGCAAAGAAGAACUUGACCAGCUCCGGAGACAACUUGGACAACGUUAUUACUAACGGGAGUACGGGAAGUAGCAUGUCUGCAAGUACACAAGGCCUGCUCAACAGCUCUCUGUCAACAAUCCUGGUGCUGGACAGUGCGAAGCAUUCCCCGCUUGAUGCUGAAGCCCACAUGACGGGGGGGCCUCUGGCGGAGUUGGGCUCGUCCAAACAAAAUCACCACCACCACCAUCACCAGCACGGUCACGGACAUGGACACAGCCAUGCGAUUCCUUUCACAGAUGAAGACGAUGGCUCGUCAGCAAGUGGUUCAACUGUGGCCAAGUCCUUGCGCGGGCUGCUAGCGGUCCUAGCUCUGUCCUUCCAUGCAGUGUUUGAGGGCUUGGCGGUGGGUCUCGAGAAGAGCGUGGGCAACGUGUGGUACUUAUUUGCCGCUAUCGCCACUCACAAACUGGUGAUCGGGUUCUGUGUCGGUGUGGAACUGAUCAGCACGCGAACGCGACUGGUGCUCAUUUUCGUGUACAUGGCCACGUUCGCCGUCGUGACGCCCAUCGGGAUUGGCGUCGGGAUCGCCCUCAGCAACGACGGCGAGGAAGCUGGCACCAAUACUGUGCCCACGGUGGUGCUCCAGGGUAUGGCUGCAGGCACUCUGCUCUAUGUCGUGUUCUUUGAGGUGCUCCAGAGAGAACGGGCCAACACGCAGUCUGGAAUAUGGCAGCUCGUCGCCAUCAUUGCUGGAUUCGCUAUCAUGUUUGCCCUGCAGCUGCUCUCCGGGCAUGAUCACAGCCACAGUCACCAGCACCACGAUCAUGAAGAGGAGGCGCAUGACGUGCUGUUCAGCAACCUGACAGAUCACCACGACCAUGACGACGAGUACCGCCGCCAGUAACAAGGCGUCCUUAAUGACAUGCGACGCCAGGACCGGUUCGCAGCCACCGUGAAGUCUGUACUGUUACUGGACUUGCAGGAGAGUGUGUGGCGGGUUCGCAGAACUUCCGUUUGUAGCGCACUUCCGUGUGAAUAUGUUGGAGAUAUUUGGAAACUGUACAAAGGUCUCCUCCCAAUUCAGUUCCAAGCAGAAUUCGAGCAUCAUCUCAAAAUUUUUGUUACCCUUUGGGUUCACUGCAUUUCCAGUAAAAAAGAAAAGUGGUUACUUAUGCGUAUUAACUCUUUGUGGCUUGUUUAACGACGCUGUCAGUAGCUAGGCUAUAGGGUGCCAAAUGUGAGGGUUACAGAUCAUUUGGACAGGGUUUUUAAGGAAGUGGCAGUGACCUACUCCAGUACAAACCCUCCAUUUGCCUAGAGCGACUGAGAAAAACUACCAAAAAAUCUGUCAGGACAGCUGGUGUUUGAGUUGACAUUUGAACCUAGUACCUCCCGAAUGCAAGUCUAGAGCGUUACCGCUGUGCUGACCCGCUCAAAUGCAUGUUAAGGGGAAAAUUAGAGGAUGAAUACAGCUUGGGAUAAUGAUUUAUUUUUGUUACUUGUAACUCCUCGGAUAUUUAAUAAUCGUCAUCAUCAUCGUUACUCGCAAAACAGCCCCUAUUUGAACCACAGCCUUCCUUACAACAUUCUGCCUGAGGGCAUCCGGUUUCGCAACAGUAUUUCUUUUUUAUAAAGCAAGUUCGCCAGGCUUGUGUCCAACUCCCUCCCCCAACCGGACGGCCUCGUCCCCAUAUUUAUGUUCCCCAGUGACAGGGUGUCCCUGUUAUGCCCCCAGACAUCGGGUUCCCUUUCCGUCGCCUUGGGCGGCUCGCAGGGCUACGGUGGAGGUAUUCUAACCCGCCUCCACACCCGGGUUUGCACAUUAAUAGAAAUGCAUUCAUUGCAUAUGGAUGGAACUAAAAGAAACUCCGUGGUUUUAGACCGAGCGACCGCCGCUUGCCGGCGAAGUUAGUGCCAACUUUUGCUGAUAGAGGGUGUCACGUGGUCAGCGCAACGGAUCCCCACGGCAGUUAAUCUCGGGUUUAUAACUCAUCUUCUCUAAAAUACAUUCUUCUUUUUUCUGAAGACUAUAACCCUCCCCUCCCCCAAGUAGCUCCGUACAGAGGGAUAAAUUCGGAAAUACACACUUAUUUGAAAUUUCUCGGCUCAAAGAGACAAUAACACUCAAAGUAACAUAAAUGUAAAGCGUACUCAAGGUAAGCGGGUUCAAAGCCGGCGGAGGUCGUGGACUUUUUAAGGGCGGAAAAAUUCAGUGAACAAGUCUUCCGGGAGGGACUUUAAGCAGU
Molecule: messenger RNA, 4961 nt
Organism: Cryptotermes secundus
Lineage: Eukaryota; Metazoa; Arthropoda; Insecta; Blattodea; Kalotermitidae
Product: zinc transporter ZIP3
Exons: 2
Coding region: 2003-3619 (538 amino acids)
Biological process (GO): zinc ion transmembrane transport
Cellular component (GO): plasma membrane
Molecular function (GO): zinc ion transmembrane transporter activity
Source: RefSeq, a predicted model, not a curated record